Messenger RNA from Exophiala oligosperma, 854 nucleotides. RefSeq lists its product as uncharacterized. The record is from RefSeq and is a predicted model, not a curated record. The transcript has a single exon. The annotation marks the transcript as partial. NCBI's taxonomy places the organism in Eukaryota, Fungi, Ascomycota, Eurotiomycetes, Chaetothyriales, Herpotrichiellaceae.
GAAUGACUUCGCGAGACACUCUCUUGAGCCUCGAUCCUGGUCCUGAGGAUGCACUGUACAGAAUUCAACGAAGUGAGAACAAUGUGAAGAGAGCCAUCUACGUUCAUGUCACGGACAUUACCAUCUUACCCGAGGAGUCGAGAACUGCAGAAUACGAGCUCAUUCGAGAUCUGGGGAAACUGAAAGGAUGGGGAGAUGACAAUUGGACGACCUUGACGCUCUACAAGACCAUCAAUGAUGACCGUCAUGGCGAUGCCCAGAUUCACUGUCUGUGGGACAAUUUCAAGGCCCAUGCCCUCUCCCAUGAGCACAUCCUCAAAUCUUAUCCACUCUUUAACAUCUUCGACCUUCGUGUCAUCAAAAGAAAAAACGAUGCAGUCCAGUAUGUUCAUAACGGCUCUUCCUUUUGCUAUCUCAAAAUUGCAAGAUUCGGAUUCGAAUUGCGAUAUAUUAAGACCGAGCUCAGCGUCUACCAUGAUCUAGCGAGACUGAAGUCCAAGCUUGGUCCGCAAUUAUUGGGGUAUGUUUUUGAAGGCGCGGAGAGAAGAAUUGUAGGAUUUUUGCUAGAAGAGGUAUCUGGAAGGCCACCUGCAUUGGGUGAUCUGGAAGAGUGCAAGGCAGCUUUGCGAGAACUACAUGGCUUGGGGAUUAUCCAUGGUGAUCCCAACAAAUACAACAUCAUCAUCACGAAACUUGGUGUCCGACUCAUUGAUUUCGAGAAUGCCUGCAAGGCACCGGUCGACAAUGGUGGUUCGAAACGCUGGGAUGCCAUGAAGGAGGAAGACAUGCGAAAACUGGAGCUGGGUCUCGUGGAUACUUCUAGCAACGGUCAGCCUUGGGACGACCCUGACUAA